Molecule: messenger RNA, 1866 nt
Organism: Cordyceps fumosorosea ARSEF 2679
Lineage: Eukaryota; Fungi; Ascomycota; Sordariomycetes; Hypocreales; Cordycipitaceae
Product: FAD binding domain protein
Exons: 1
Coding region: 1-1866 (621 amino acids)
Biological process (GO): homocysteine metabolic process
Cellular component (GO): cytosol
Molecular function (GO): FMN binding; flavin adenine dinucleotide binding; [methionine synthase] reductase (NADPH) activity
Source: RefSeq, a predicted model, not a curated record
AUGGUCGAGUCGCCGCUUACCACCGCCGCUGCAAAGGCGCUUGUUGCGUCGACUGGCGACUGUGUUCCCUGCGAGCCCAUCAAUGCCCCGUCCGUGGCCCCAUCUCUCACCUUCUCCGACGAGUCGGACGAUGCCGAGGAGCCUGUUCGUGCAGCAGGGAAGCCGCAGGCGCGCCAGCGUCGCGCUUCCACGCGGCUCAUUGCCCAGAGCGCCCGCGACAUCCAGCGUAUCACUGGCGAGACGACAGCCGAGUUUGUCGGACGCUGCUGCGGCGGCGGCUGCUGCUUGAUGGGCAGCAAGCGUCCUGCCGGCAUCGACUACGAACCUCUGGCCCUGCCCGACAAUGCGGCCUUCAAUUCCCUUGGUCUCAAGUUCCCCGAAGAGAUCCCUACCAAUCUCACCGGCAUUGUCGAUAUGCCAGACAAGGUUGUCUCGUUCAAGUCCAUUCCUCGCCCGCUUAGCCUCCCUUCAGACUCGGGCAUCUCCAUGGGUCCUGAUGCCGAUACCUUCUCCACAUCCUCUGCCGAAAAGGCCUCAGAGCCCAUGACCGCCGAGCCUCUCGACACUUCUAUCCAGCCCCCCAAAUUCGUGCAACCGCACCCUCCCUACCACGUCUACCCCGCCAAAAUUCACACUGCUCGCGAGCUCACCAAGGAUGGUGCGGAGAAGCGCACCUAUCACUUCGACCUUGACGUCACCAACUAUCCCGACGAAGAGUCUAAUGACUUCAAGGUUGGCGGCGCCAUUGGAGUUCUUGCUCCCAACGAAGACAGCGUUGUCAAUGAUGUUCUUGACCGCCUUUUGGUUCCCCGCUUCGUCCGUGACAAGCAGACCUUAAUGACUACCACUACUGGCCGCUGGCCAACGGUCUGGGGUGACGAGAAGCCCCGCGAGCUCAUUACCACUCGCAGAGAUGUUCUCAAGUGGUGCACCGACCUUCAGUCCUAUCCUCCUACCAAAAAUGUGUUCCGCGUUCUCGCUGAGCACGCCACUGACGAGGUCGAGAAGAAGGUUCUCAUGUUCCUCUGCUCCGCUCAGGGCCAGGGCACGUUCUGUGAUAUCCGCACAGGACCCCACGUCACCAUGUCUCAGCUGCUCUAUGCAUUCCCCAGCUCGCAGCCACCUCUGGAUGAGCUUCUGUCUGUCCUACAGCAGCUCAUGCCUCGCUUUUACUCUCUCUCCAACGACCCUCACGAUUCUUACCAGAUCCGCGAUCAGAAGGAACACCGCUUGAUUGAAAUAGCUGUCACCGUUCAUGAGACGAGUGACUGGCGCAAGGGUUCUCGUACUGGCGUCGGGUCUGGAUUCUUUGAGCGCCAGGCACAUCGCUUCCUGGAUGCUCAAGCUGCUGGGGAGGCCAACCCCGAGGUUUACAUUCCCAUGUUCAAGGGGCUCAUGGCCAAUCCACUUGCCAAAGAGUUCAAUUCCGAUGGUCCCAUGCUGCUUAUUGGUGCUGGUGUUGGCAUUGCCCCCUUCCGUGGCUUUGUUCAGCGCCGCCUCAAGCAGGCCAACUGCGCCAAUAAGGUCUGGGUCCUCCAAGGCAUUCGUGAUUCUCUGGUCGACGAAAUUUACAGCGGAGAGUGGGGUGUACACGAGGAAGAAGUCAAGCGUGUCGUUCAGAGCCGACGCGGCGAAGGACGUUAUGUCCAGGAAGAGGUCCGCAACCAAGCUGACCUCGUCUGGUACAUUGCCAACUCCGUCGACGGGCGAGUCUUUGUGUGUGGCAGCUCCCGGGGCAUGGGCGAGGGCGUCGAGGAGGCGCUCAUCGAUGUUGCCAUGUCCAAGGGUAACCUAGAGCGUGACGAGGCCCGCAGAUUCUGGGACCUCAAGAAGGAGGCUGGACAGUACAUUGCCGAGACCUGGUAA